This is a messenger RNA of Puccinia triticina, 1338 nucleotides long. RefSeq lists its product as uncharacterized. Gene Ontology annotation, biological process: sexual reproduction. Lineage: Eukaryota; Fungi; Basidiomycota; Pucciniomycetes; Pucciniales; Pucciniaceae. The record is from RefSeq and is a predicted model, not a curated record. The transcript is spliced from 3 exons. Bases 1 to 1338 code for a protein of 445 amino acids. Gene Ontology annotation, cellular component: nucleus; Ste12p-Dig1p-Dig2p complex; Tec1p-Ste12p-Dig1p complex. Gene Ontology annotation, molecular function: DNA-binding transcription factor activity.
AUGUCGCCUUCUACCCAUCUAGUACCACUAGGAGACGGUAACUCACCACAGUUUUCUCCUGAUAGCUGGCUUGACCUGACGCCGGGCUUGCUAUCUUACGAGAGUUCGGCGGCAAAACUUGCAGGCGUGGAUGAUAUGUCAGAUUUCUACUCAACUGGAUUCGAUACUCAUUCUGGCCCCCAUGAAGUCAUCCUCCCUCUCCGCGAUGAUCCAAGUCAAAUGAUGCCCAACAUCUAUUCCCUUUCAUUGGCUUUACCACAGGUGGAUCAAUCUUGUAAAGCGUCGGAGGGCACCACAUUCAACUUCGAGGAUGGGGCCAUUUAUGAUGCUUAUCGGAAGUGCAACAAGUCAUCGUCCAACUUCCUGUUGUCCACCACCAUUGGCUACGAGGCUUUAGCGUCCCCUUCAUCGUCACGACCCUGCACGGCAGACGAUGACAUGGGCUUUUCACCAUCUGUUACUGAGCUCUCCUCCUCUUUAUCCCAUGGCUGUCGUCUCGGAUCCAGUCAUGGAUUUUCAUUCUAUUCCGACUUUGAUCAAACUAGAGUCGAGUGGAAUCCAUCACCGAAAUGCACUCCAGACACUCACCCCACCGACAGCUCGCCCUUCCACUACACUUCUUCAUCCCUGAUACAGCCGUCCGAUGGUAUCUUCGAGCCACAGGAGGCUGUCAAGCCCCUGCCAGAGUCACUACUCGACCUCCCCUUUCCACUAAACGGUUCAGCUACCGCGAACCCCGCUAUCCCGACUGAUAUCAUAUCACAAGAAAAUUGCUGGUCUGCUGCUCUAUCACACCCCCCGCCACCGCGAACAUUCUCAACUAGUGAGGGUUUUACGACAAGAUAUGUCCAGCCUACCAGCUUGACGUGCAUUCAACCUCCCAGCGAGAAACCAAAGGACUCAGGAAUCGAAUCAAGUCAUGCGGCCAAUUACGGAAAAGCCUCGUUUUUGCCCGGAAAUUGGGAGUCACAAGGUAUCUUCUGCGAGGAGAAGAUUGUCGAUUCCCCUCCACCAGCUAGAAGAGUCGCCUCAACGGGGAAGCUCUUGUCAUCUAGAACUCAAAAAUCCACGACAAGGACUUUGUCUAAAGGUGAUGGCGCUCCAAGCGGCUCCAAAAGAUCUGGUCGUUCACUAUCGCGAGGGUCUGAUCAUCAUCAUGCCGUCGAUAAGACCGCCGACGGUAAAUACCUUUGUCUUCGGACCUCGAAGGAAGCUCAAGAGCCUUGCGGUAAAACGUUUCAGCGCUUGGAACAUUUGAAGAGGCAUUGGGCAACUCACGACGAAGUUAGGCCUUUUCAAUGCGAGAUUUGUGAGAGAUAUUUUGGUAGAUCCGAGUAA